GGGGGUGACACGGUUCUUGUACCGCUGCUAGUCGGCUCCCAGUCUCCCUCCAGCCACCCACCCAAGCGCCGCCAGAGAGUAGUCGAAUGAGCGCCGGAGGACUGGUUUGGGGAGCCGCUCCUCUCCCGCCUGUUUGCCCCCCUCCCCGCGCGCGAGUGUCAGUUCGCUCGAAGCUCCGGGAGAAGGCGAAGAAGCGCCGUGGCAUGUCCCUCGACUCAGUCCUGCCCCCCGACGUGGAGAUGAGCAAGAGCCAAGGCGGGGACACCACCUCGUAGACGCCGAGCCAGGAUGGUGCGCCUGCCGCAGCCCCUGCCUCUCGUGGUGGUGCACGGCUUCCUCCAGCUCAUAUUAUGCGAUGCUAAGCAAAUCAUACAUGCAGCAGACAUACUGGACUGGGAAGACAAAGAUGCUGCAGACACACUGGUUGACAAUGUUGUCCACUCAAGGAUCAUUAACCCGCUACGCCUCUUUGUUAAGCCAUCUCCAGCACUUAAACAUGGGCAGAUGUCCUAUUCAGACAGCACAGACAACUUUUGGGAUUGGCUAUCCAACAUCACUGAGGUUCAGGAAUCUCUUGCACGAACUAAACGCAGACCUAUUGUAAAGACUGGAAAAUUCAAGAAAAUGUUUGGCUGGGGAGACUUCCAUUCCAACAUCAAAACUGUGAAGCUGAAUCUUCUUAUUACUGGGAAAAUUGUUGACCAUGGCAAUGGGACCUUCAGCGUUUAUUUCCGGCAUAAUUCAACGGGCCUUGGAAAUGUUUCGGUGAGCCUGGUGCCACCUUCCAAAGUGGUAGAGUUUGAAUCUUCACCACAGUCAACACUAGAGACCAAGGAGUCCAAGUCUUUCAACUGUCGAAUUGAGUACGAGAAAACAGACAGGGCUAAGAAAACUGCAUUGUGCAACUUUGACCCUUCAAAGAUCUGCUACCAAGAGCAGACGCAAAGCCAUGUAUCCUGGUUGUGCUCCAAACCAUUUAAAGUGAUUUGUAUUUACAUUGCUUUUUACAGCGUUGAUUACAAACUGGUGCAGAAAGUCUGCCCUGAUUAUAACUACCACAGUGAAACACCGUAUUUGUCUUCUGGAUGAUGGACACUGUCUUUUUUUGCAAUGACUGUUAAAGCAGAUAAUGUGUCUAAAAUUCUUCUUUUCUUGGAGGACAGCGCUUCCCUGCAGGUUUAAAUAAAAAAACAAAAUGAUUUCCCCUAAAAGAAAAACAAAUCUUGUAUCAGUGGGCCCGCUCACCCAUGCAUGUUCUUUGCUUGAUGACUACAGUUUCAAGAGCAAUGUGUAUGUGUCAAUAAGCCAUCACAGACUGGAUAUCAUGGGCAGAACUUUUGUAACCACUCAGAUUCUUUCAGUAGUGUCAGGUCACACAUUCAGCUGUGAGUCAACAAGCGAUGAAUAAGUAAUGCACAUGGAUGUGUGAACCAGCCCUAAAUAUGCACUGUUCUCAUAGAUAUUUUCACAUUCAGGCACCUCAUGCCUUCUCUUUAAAAAUAUAUUUACUUUCUGGUUCUGGCAGCUGCCAUUUAUUAUGGGAAACUUUGGGCACUAGCAAUAUAUGGAUGCCGGGGUGGGGGUGGGGGAACCACGCAAGCAAUGUACAUUAAUUUCCUGUCCUAACACUCUCAGUAAAUAAUAGUUUAGGAUGUGUUGAACCACCAUCACUAUAGGGAUGUUAUUGCAGCUCUGCCAGCAAACAUGUCUAGGAAACAGUUCAGUUCAUUUUCCCAAAAUGAACAUUUGUAGGAGGUUUGAAGGAAGUUGAAAUAUUUCUAUAAGAUUCAGGAGAAAUUUUUUUGCAAGGAUAAGUUAUACACUUGUAAAGCCUAAAGUCAGGUAAAACCUGUGUAGAAACAGAAAAGUUAAAAGAAGUUAAAUGAAAUUCACUUGCUCUGUCAUGGGGAAUGAGGCAGAAUGCACAUCGCCGAGUGGGAUUGAAUUCUACAGAAGCAGGAGCAGAAGGAGCUCAUGGAGAUGAAUCACUUUCCACUUCACCCAGCAGCACUGACAAGCACUAACAUUUUUAUGCUGAACUGGGAGACUCUUGUCAACAAGUCAUUCCAUUCUAAGUAGGGUUACACCCUUCUGAGCCAAUUGACUGUGGUAGACUUAGAAGAGUACAGCUCUGCAUAAGAUGGCAUUAUGGGAGCUACUGGGAAGGCAGAGAAGCAGGUAAAAUCACACACUCCUUACACUUAUGGUAGUCAAGACCCUACCUGCUGGGAAAGGGAAAGAUGGGAAAAUCACCUCCAUUAGCACAGUGAUCAGCAGCUGGGACAAAUAAGCACGUGUUAAGACUAGUUACGGUUUGUUGUGGGGCACGGUGGUUAAGUAGAGUGAUCUACAAAGUCUAAGUCUGAUCUACACAGUUGGGCACAAAUGCCAGCAUGGUCCUCUGGAUGUUUAUAAUAGUACAGAUAAACACCAAGUAGACUAAUCCCCAGGUUUCAGUGACUCUUCAGGAACCCAUUUCUAUUAACUGCAAUAAACUGUAAUGCUGAUUUUGGUGAAGCAGCCAAGCAAAGAUUGCUUGGAGGGUCUGGUCCUUCUAUGCAAUAGAAAUGAUGUUGCAGCAGAACAAAUUGAAGGGCUCUCAUUUUUAGCACCAUAAUACUUGCCAGUUGUAGAAAAGCUUUUGGAUCAGAAAUAUGAUUUAACAACCCAGUCAGGCUUCUGUGGUCUUCAGUUUAGCUGUCCAAAUGUCAGACCUAGCAAGAUUGUUCCUGAUUCUUUAGUUUAAUCAUGGGGUGGAGAGAGAGCAGGCUAUGCCGGACUUGGAUAAACAUGCUUAGCACUUCUUGAUCCAUGAAAAAUUUUUCCUCCCUUCAUAGAAAGUCGUUUUAUUGUGCUGUUGACACAUGCAUAUCCCAUUUAUACAUUUUGUCAAACUUGUAGUUCCAGUCAGCUAGUAAGUAAUGCAUAUUGUUCUUUGAACAGCAAACAAAAAGCUAAGUCAUCUAAGCAUUUAACCAUUGCUGAAAGUAUCAAAAAGGUUACUAAAAGAAUCUGUCCAAAGAGAAGUUUACAAGAUUAGAAACCAUGACAACGGUGUUCUGGGAUUGUAAUUAGCUAUGUUCAAUCUUCUUGUGGAGAAAGGUGAGGUAAAACACCACAGAUAAAGAGUAUUUUGAAAAUACAUAGCCCUAGAACUCAUAUCUUGUAUAAUUUCUUACAGGAAGCAUUAGCGACAGGUUGUAGUUGUCCACUGUGGCACUCAGUGGUAAUGAAUGAUUUCCCCCUGAUUCUGUAUCAUACAACAGUCGACCACAACUGAGAUGUAAAGGGUUACACGCAUAAAAGUUUUUCACCCUCUUACUUCUGAGAAGCCACAUUUCCUUCUCCAUACUUACUGAUCACAUUUGCAAAAUGUAUAGACAGGCAAGGCUAGUCUAGUAAGAAGAUGCUUUAGUGACAGUUUAUCACCAAUAGUUGACAAGAUUAGAGACUCGUACAUGUACAAGAACCAAUGGCCAGAAAUUGCAUCAGUAGUUCUAGAUCAUUCUCUUUCUUUUGAAAAAGAGGAAUUCCUAAGCCUGAAGACUUA
Molecule: messenger RNA, 3550 nt
Organism: Sphaerodactylus townsendi
Lineage: Eukaryota; Metazoa; Chordata; Lepidosauria; Squamata; Sphaerodactylidae
Gene: NXPH2
Product: neurexophilin 2
Exons: 2
Coding region: 289-1089 (266 amino acids)
Molecular function (GO): signaling receptor binding
Source: RefSeq, a predicted model, not a curated record